GCACUGUACCAACAGUUUGUUUCUCGCGGGUAUUCGGUGUCGGCGCUAGCUAACCUCCAACAAAAAAGUUAUUUUUUCUCCGUUAAAACGCUGCUAUUCGCCGAUAAAAAAGUUGUUAUUCUCCGGUAAAGAUGCGCUAAACAUGAAGGUCCGGUUGAGGAUGUGAACGGACGAGGGUUCAUAGCAGUUACGUGUUAGCUCGUAGCUACCAGCUAACGGUUAGCAUCAAACGUCCAAGAGUUCAGGGGUGAGUGACGUCCAGAAACAAAUUCUGCUGAGACUGUUCCUGGAGGAGCAGGAGGAGGAGGAGGAGGAGGAGGAUGGCACCUGUGUCAGACAUGGAGGUGAAAGUCGAGGGGAGGAGAGAGGGAGCUCUGUCCCGGGAGGAUUGUCUCUGUCCCGUCUGUCUGGAGAUAUUCAUGGAGCCAGUUACACUUCCCUGUAAACACACCUUCUGCAAGGGCUGCUUCCUGGAGUCCGUGGAUAAAGCCACCUUGUGCUGCCCCAUGUGCAGGAGGAGAGUUUCUACCUGGGCCAGACUCAACACCAGGAACAAGUCUCUGGUGAACCAGCACCUCUGGGGACAGAUCCAGACCUGGUUCCCUCAGCAGUGUCAGAGACGCCUUAGUGGACACGAGGACGGGGGCGAGGACGACUCAGCCCUGGUGUGUGUCCCCAGGGUCAGUUGUCCUGGAGAGCUGCGUCAGGAAUAUGAGGACGAGUUGAUCAGAGUGACGGAGGAGAGGAGAGUCCUGGAGGAGGAGGAGACGAAGGCCAGUGAGGAGUUAAUCCAGAGGAUGCUGGCUGAGGAGGAGCAGCUCCUACAGGAGGAGGCGAGGAGGAGGGAGGAGGACGAACAUCUGGCUCUGACACUUAGUCACCAGCUGAACUGUCCCCCGGUCCCUCCAGUCAAGAAGAAGGAGGUGGGACAGAUUGAGAAGUUCCUGUGUCCUCGUCCAUCUCAGAGCUCCGCCCCCAGACUCCAGAGCUCCGCCCCCAGACUCCUGUCCAAUAAGGAGAACAUUGUCCUCUCUGAGACGGGCGUCCACCCAGGACCUGGACCUGAGGAGUCCCACCCAGGACCUGGACCUGGACCUGGACCUGGACCUGGACCUGGACCUGAGGAGUCCCACCCAGGACCUGGACCUGGACUUGGACCUGAGGAGGAGUUGAGGAGUCAGCUGAUCUCACAUGGAGGCCACAAGAGAAAGUGGUCUGAGCUGGAGGCAGGAGGCUGUCUCCUUCCAGCCGCCGCCUCCUCCUUCUCCUCCUCCUCCUCCUCGGAGGGAGGCGUCCUGGUUGCUGACUGGGAGUUGGAGCUUCAGGGCCGGAGGCAGCAGGAAGAGGAGGACCGAAGACUGGCUCUGCUCCUCCAGAAGGAACUGGAUGAGGAGGAGAAACUAAGAGCUACUGACAGAAGAAAGGGAUCUGCAGACGCUUACCUCCUCCGCAAAGGACAGAAGGAGGAGGACACGGGCUCCAGGAAGACCUCCAGGAAGACUGCUAGGACCUCCUCCUCCUCCUCCUCCUCCUCCUCCUCGCCAGCUACAAAGACCACUAAGGCCUCCCCCUUCAGUAGAGGGAGGAAACAAACUACUCUGACUGAGAUGUUCUCCAGCCUCAACAACUGACGUCUGACGAGAGCUCGUCUCUGACUGAUCGUUGGUUUUAUUAUUUUGUGUCAGAGUGAGACGUCGCCUCUGUCACCUCCUCUCUGUGACUUCCAGCUCAGACUGAUCAGUUCCUGUUUACAGCUGGAAAUCAUGUGACCAGCGUCAUGUGACCAGCGUCAUGUGAGACAACAUGUCUAACAUGUCUGUACCAUUUUUCUUCUGUGAUUGAAGUUUUAUAAGAAAUAAAAAUAGACAGUUGAUUUUGUUGUUUUGCUUUAUUAAAGGACACGUCCAUGUCUCACAGCUUGUCCACUCUGA
Molecule: messenger RNA, 1931 nt
Organism: Mugil cephalus (flathead mullet)
Lineage: Eukaryota; Metazoa; Chordata; Actinopteri; Mugiliformes; Mugilidae
Gene: rnf168
Product: ring finger protein 168
Exons: 8
Coding region: 321-1631 (436 amino acids)
Biological process (GO): double-strand break repair
Cellular component (GO): nucleus; site of double-strand break
Molecular function (GO): metal ion binding; ubiquitin-protein transferase activity; nucleosome binding
Source: RefSeq, a predicted model, not a curated record